This is a messenger RNA of Marasmius oreades (fairy-ring Marasmius), 2451 nucleotides long. RefSeq lists its product as uncharacterized. Gene Ontology annotation, biological process: meiotic cell cycle; spindle assembly; cytoplasmic microtubule organization. The transcript is spliced from 10 exons. The record is from RefSeq and is a predicted model, not a curated record. The coding region runs from base 1 to 2451 and encodes 816 amino acids. Lineage: Eukaryota; Fungi; Basidiomycota; Agaricomycetes; Agaricales; Marasmiaceae. Gene Ontology annotation, cellular component: equatorial microtubule organizing center; spindle pole; gamma-tubulin small complex. Gene Ontology annotation, molecular function: microtubule minus-end binding; gamma-tubulin binding.
AUGGAAUCGUAUACACCCAGCCAUGUUGCCUCGUCAUCAAGAAGGUCAAAGGCCAACCAUCGCCAACAGCAUCAAGUUAAGAAUCCGGGAGCUACCUGGGAACAUAAAGCUCCAGGUGCAGAACAUGAUCAGGGUUCGGAUGUAAAAGACCAUAUUGUGCGCUCGAAUCGAGAUACGAGAGACGAACCAUCCUUUAUAGCCGAAACGUCGUUUGUCAAAGCCCCUCUCAAUUCACGCGUAAUCUCUGGGACUGCGAGGCCCAAAGCGAAGGGAAAGGCGAAACAGGAAUCUGUUGAACAUGUUCCGCUCGAUAUCCAAGAGGCGAUGGUCUUGGAAGAUUUAUUAUACGUGCUCAUGGGAAUCGAGGGGAACUACAUCACUUUUCAUCCAAACUAUUCGUUGGAGACUGACCCGUUGCGUGGAGUACGAUUUGUGGUUUCGCAGCAUCUCGACCCUUCUCUGUGUGAUCUGGUUGAAAGAGUGCUGCCUCUCGGAACGUACUACACCGCUAUAUCAUCUUUCAUUGAACAGCGCAGCCACCUGGACUUUGGUCUUGUGAACCACGCACUCUGCGCAUCGAUACGUGGCAUGCUCAAGGAUUAUCAAACUCUUCUGUCCCAACUCGAGCAUGCUUUCAACACUUUCCCCCAGUUCUCUCUGCAAAGACUUUGGUUUUACGUACAUCCUACCGUUCACACACUAUCACUGAUAUACAGCCUCGUUCUCGAACUUGGUUCUGCAGAUAAUCCCCCCGAAGAGGACUCGUCCUCGGAGAGCGAGAGCAGUUUCGAUGCAGAGGAGGAAGCCAGGAAUGAGGCGCUAGGCAUCGGCAAAUCCAAGCUCAAAGCUGUCUUAGCGGACAGGAACGGUCGUCUGACAGGGGAUAGUGGAAUCAAAGUGAAAGGCGGGGAAGUCCUUGCGAUCAUUUACGAGAGGAAGCUCAGCAUGUCUGGAGAUCCCACCGCAAAUAUGCUUUAUGGGCAAUUGUUAAGAGAUGCCGGAACACCUUAUGUUAACAUGCUUAAAGGUUGGGUUACCACCGGGAGAUUGGUGGAUCCUUAUGAAGAACUGUUGGUGAAGGAGAGCAAGUUCAUUAAUAGGGGGAUUUUGGAGCUGGAUUACACUGAUGAGUACUGGGAAAGACGUUACACGCUAAGGGACGGCUCUACCUCCUCGAAUUCUAAAAGGCACCAGGCAGGCAUUCCACCGCGAAGAGCCGUUGGAGGUCGGUUACCAGGUGGUGCAUGUAUACCUCCUCUUCUAGAGUCCUGGAAGCAUAAAAUCUUACUGGCAGGGAAGUACCUGAAUGUCAUAAGAGAGUGCGGAAUCGAUAUCAAUCGAGAAAGGAGUUCUGUGGGCGACGACAAAUCUUCCAUGGACGACGAAAGGUUCUAUUUAUUUCUACAAGAUGCGUACACGCACGCAAAUCAAACACUUCUGCAGCUUCUUCUCAAGGAUCAGCAGUUAAUUCCAAGAUUGCGAUCUUUGAAGCGUUAUUUCUUCCUUUCCCAGUCAUUCUUCCUCACGCACUUCCUGGACCUUUCCUAUGGCGAAUUGCGCAAGUCCGCAAAGUCUGUAUCGAUUAUAAAACUCCAGAGUCUACUGGACCUCACUCUCAACACUGACUCGCACGGGGAAGACAUCACGUUUAGAGACGACCUGAAGGUGACCAUGGCGAGUAGUGGCCUUUACGAAUGGCUGCUCAAGAUAAUAAACGUCAAAGGCAUGGAGAAUGUCGAUGAAACGAAUCCCGUACAUAUACAAGAGGAUCCGAAAAAAGAGAAAGGGAAGGAUGACAAAAAACCGGUUUUAGCUAUCGAUUCUCUGACACUGGACUAUAAUGUGAAGUUCCCACUGUCACUAGUCAUUUCCCGAAAAACAAUCCUUCGUUACCAGUUUCUUUUCCGCUUCCUUCUUCAUCUCAAGCAUGUAGAGCAAUCUCUUGCGACUAUGUGGAUUGAGCAGAAAGCUGGAUCCUGGAGAAAGUUAGUUGAUGUUCACACAGAUUUCAACAAAUGGCGACUGAGGGUGUUUUUGCUCCGCGCGAAGAUGCUGUCGUUUGUGCAGCAAAUACUCUCCUUUGCGACGUCCGAAGUCCUUGAACCGAACUGGAGGACUUUGGAGGCAAAGUUGGACAAAGUCACAACCGUUGAUCAGUUACUGAGGGAUCACGUAGACUUUUUGGACACUUGCUUGAAAGAGUGUAUGUUGACGAGCCGGAAGUUACUUGAGGCAUAUUCAAAGUUGAUCGUGACUUGUUCGACCUUCGCGCUGUACACAUCUUCAUUCAAUAAAUCGGCCAACUCAGCUCUGGCGGUCAUAGGCGCCCCCGACCAAGAUCCUGAUAUGAAGAAGAGAUGGGAUUUCCUCAGCAAAUUCGAGACAAAUUUCGACCACUGGUGGCUACGGAUAUCUCUUUGCGAAGAAACGUCUCACUUACACUUUCUGUAG